This is a messenger RNA of Mangifera indica (mango), 2629 nucleotides long. Its product is annotated as zinc finger CCCH domain-containing protein 18-like. Gene Ontology annotation, molecular function: metal ion binding; RNA binding. The transcript has 8 exons. The record is from RefSeq and is a predicted model, not a curated record. NCBI's taxonomy places the organism in Eukaryota, Viridiplantae, Streptophyta, Magnoliopsida, Sapindales, Anacardiaceae. Bases 317 to 2023 code for a protein of 568 amino acids.
AGGGGAAGAGAGUGUCUGCUUUUAAAAAGCAUCUAUUUGGUGUCAGUUAGCUUUCUCUGUGUUUAACAUGAUGUCUUCCAUGUCUUUGGUUCAGAAAAUCGAAAGCAUGAGGGAAAAGCUUUGUUUGGAUAUGCAUAGGUAUAGCUGAGAGCCUGAAAGAAAGAACAGUAACACACGGAAGGAGAAGAGAGAGAGAGAGAGAGAGAGAGAUGGGUUUAAGCUAGAACAUGGUGUUUCACUGUUCAUUCUUCUGACUCACUUUUUUCUGCAUCUCAGACCAAAAAUUUUGUGAUUAGACAUCUAUUCUAGAUGCUACAUGGAUUUUUCAGACUCUACAAAAAUUGUGUUCAACAGAAUCAGGAAACUGGAACCAGAGCAAGUAACAAAGAUUAUUGGGUAUCUUCUUUUGCAAGAUCAUGGUGACCAAGAAAUGGUUCAGUUGGCUAUGAGUCCUGAUUAUGUUAUACAGGAAGUUAUAUACAAAGCCAAAGCUGAGCUUCAGCAAUUGCCCCUUAAAUCAGCUUCAGCUCCGAUUUCGCCUUCUAUGAACUCGCCACCAGUUAAUGAUGGCCCGGCUCAUUACACUCCUUUUUCGCUGGCUUCGUCCAGGCCUGCAAUGUCACUACCAGCAAAUUUUAGAGUCCCAUCCUAUUGGGAGAACCAUGUUGCUGCCAAGCAUAAUUCGGAUUUUGUGCCAUUAGGCUAUUCGGAUUCCAUCAAUGAACUCCAAAAUCAAGCACAGUUUUUGAGUUUAGAGGACCAAAUGGAGCACGUUAACUUGGGGAACGCAGGAUCUGCAAAUGAUUAUUAUUACUCAGAUGCUGUCCUGAGUAAUCUAGGUGCAAGAAGUCGACGGUAUACAUCCCUGACUGAAAUUCCUGUAAAGACUUGUCACUAUUACAACAAAGGGUUCUGUAAGCAUGGAAGUAAUUGUAGGUACUAUCACGGACAAGUCGCAGAGAACUACUCUCAGCUCUUUGGGCAUAAUUCAAUGGAUGGUUUUAAUGAAGACCAUGUUGUAUCACCGGGGUCAUUGGAGAAAUUGGAGAUGGAAAUCAUUGAAUUAUUGAAAUCAAAAAGAGGGAAUCCUAUUUCAAUUGCGUCCUUGCCGAUGAUAUAUUAUGAGAAAUAUGGAAGAGUUCUUCAGGCAGACGGUUAUCUCACCGAGAGCCAGAGACAUGGCAAAGCUGGCUACAGUCUGACCAAGCUUCUAGCUAGAUUGAAAAACAGCAUUCGAUUGAUUGACAGGCCUCAUGGACAGCAUGCUGUGGUUUUGGCUGAGGAUGCACCAAAAUACUCGGAAAGUCGGAAUGAAAGGAGUGACCCUGGUCCAAUUGUUAGCGGAUCACGUCAGAUUUAUCUAACAUUUCCAGCCGAGAGUACUUUUACAGAAGAUGAUGUUUGCAAAUACUUCAGCACCUAUGGGCAGGUUGAAGAUGUCAGAAUUCCUUGCCAACAGAAAAGGAUGUUUGGAUUUGUAACCUUUGCUAGUGCAGAUACUGUGAAACUGAUAUUAGCAAAGGGAAAUCCACAUUAUGUUUGUGGUGCACGUGUUCUUGUGAAACCUUACCGGGAGAAAUCGAAGCUUGCUGAUAGAAAAUAUCAAGAGAGAAUGGAGCCUUCAAUGUAUUUUUCUUCUCCAUAUAUAGAUAUGGACUCUGAGUUUCAGUCAUAUUCACGAGGAUGUGAGACCUCAAGAUUUCUCAGGCAGCAGCUUAUGGAUGAGCGUGAGCAGGCUCUUGAAUUAGAGAGGAGGCAUCUUGCGGAGCUUCAAUUAGUGCAAAAACCUCUUGCUAGUCAGCCUUACUUUGGCUACACUAUGGAUGGCUUGAAAGUUUCAUCAGAUCCUCUGAAUUUUCCAUCAGCAGAGCGUUUCAGUUAUCUGCUGGAUGUUUUGAACAAUGGUUCUGCCACUGAUGGUGUCAAACAUGCAGAGACUGACCAAGAGAGCAGUGACAGUCUAAAUCUUCCUGAUAGCCCAUUUGCUUCGCCUAUAGCUAGUGGCAUUUCCACCGUCAUAUAGGCUCACCAACACACAGAAGAACAACACUAUAGAGUUAAUGGCACAAAGGCGCAAUAUCUACGGUUUGAUGGCAACUCUUUUCUUUUUCUUUCGAUCAACUCGUUUCUCAUUGAAGUUCUCCUCAAGUACAUACUUGCUCAAGAAAAACACUGGAGAAUCUAUCUCUGUUGAAAGAAGUAGCAAAGAUGAACAUGAUACGUAGAUUCACAAGGUUGGUUUUACAGCUUUUUCUUUUUCUAGUUCAAUCAUAAUCACACAAAGAAGGCUAUGGAUGACUUAGAAGAUAUAGUCUUUUAGUGAAACAUUAAAAAAGGGUAUAAACAGUGUUCAGAGAGCUUGAUAUAUGCUUAAGAUCUCUGCUAACACUCAGAAAUAGAUGGAAAUAACUAUUAACAAAAGGGUUAGUAGCAGCAGCAGAAGCUUAUAACAGUUUAUGAAUUUUGGUUGCUAGUUUUGUAAAUUUUCGCCUGAUAUAGUGGAAACUUUUCCUAGUCGCCAUGCUUCGUAAUGUCUCUUCUUUGUACUUUAAGUCCUUUCCUUUUCGUUUACGUGAUUAACUGUACAUGAAGUUACUGAAUAUUUCUAUAUACAGGCAUGUUUACUUUC